CAAAGUCUGGCCUCUGUGGGCCCAUACGCGUUACAGCCACAACCACACGGCUAUCUUCUUCGUCUUCGUAUACAAAGAACACAAUAAUCAAUUUCAAGAAAGCUUCAAUUCAAUCUCUUUAAUGGCGAUUCACAGAAACCUUUGUUUCUUUUCCUACAUCACCUUCUCUCUCCUCUACUUCACACUCGUCGCUUCCUUCUCUCCCACAGACCAUUACCUCAUAAACUGUGGGUCCACCGAUCCCACCACCGUUGACAUCGACAACCGCCGAUUCACCGGCGAUUUAUCCGAGUCAGGAUCUCAAUUUCUCUCUGCAACUCGAACGAUUUCGGUCAUUGACUCAAGCCCAGUUUCGAACUUGUCCCCAAUUUACCACACUGCAAGAAUUUUCACAAGACCAUCGAAGUAUUCAUUCAAGAUUAGAGACAAAGGGACCCACUUGGUACGUUUUCAUUUUCACGGAUUCAAUUCGUCGAAAUUCAAUCUUUUGGAUGUUCAGUUGCAUGUUUUAGCUAAUGGGUAUGUGUUAUUGCACGAUUUUAGUAUUGAGAGCGCAGGAAGUUCCAUAAUUAAGGACUACAUGAUAUGGGUUGAUACUGAAAUUCUUGAGAUUACAUUUAUGCCAUCGAAAAAAUCGAAACGUGUUUUAAUUAAUGCAAUAGAAGUGAUUUCUGCGCCGAAAGAUUUGAUUGCCGAUGUGGGUCAGUAUGUUAGUUGUGAGAAAAAUGAGAGAGUUGGUGGGUUGAUGAGAAAUGCUUUUGAAACUGUGCAUAGGGUUAAUAUGGGAGGUUCAAAAGUGACCCCUUUCAAUGAUUCUUUAUGGAGGACUUGGGUUCCAGAUGAUCAGUUUUUGAAAUCGGGUGAUGGGUCAGAAGUAUUUUAUUUUGGUGGUCGGAUUAAGUAUCAAAAGGGUGGGGCAAGCCGUGAAGUUUGCCCUGAUAAUGUCUACAACACUGCCAGACUGAUUAGUAGUUCGAAGGAUUCGAUUCCUGACUUGAACAUUACUUGGGCGUUUCCUGUGGUUGAGGGAUAUAAGUAUUUGGUUAGGAUGCAUUUCUGUGACAUUGCAAGUGUUUCGCUUGGUAUGAUAUUUUUUAAUGUUUAUGUAAAUGGGAAUUUGGCAUAUGAAAAUUUGGAUCUCACGGCAAUGACGAAUGAACUGCUGGCAUCUCCUUUCUAUGCUGAUUUCGUGGUUGAUUGGGAGACUUCUGGGGUUUUGGCCAUAAGUGUGGGACCUUCGAAACUGAGCAGGCCAGAUGCCAUUGAUGCUAUCCUUAAUGGGAUUGAGAUAAUGAAAAUGAAUAAUUCCAUGGGCAGCCUUAAUGGGGCUGUCACAGAGGAAUCGGUUGUGACAAGCUGGCCAAAGGGAAAUAAUGGUGUUUUACUUUCUUUGAUUGCUGCAGUGUGCUUGUUGCUUACUGCGACUAUAAUUAUGCGAAGGAGAAGUAUUGGAUUUAAGGAUGUCGUGGCAUGGUCAGCAUUACCUGUGGAUAUUCCUGAUGUCAAUCUGAAGAGUAGCAAUAAAUUGCCAGCCAGUAAAGUGUGAUGCUUUAAAAAAAUCAAUGAGUCUUUUGUUGUACCAUAUACCUUGGGCAUUUUGUAUGAAACAUGCUGCAUAUCCGUUAGUAAUUUAACUGAAGAUUUUCGAUCGUCAAAGGAGCUCUUAUCAUGAAGGCCCAUGGCCUAGGUUGACGACCUCCAUUGCACUUAGGAGGGGCGCCCGCCUAAGGUCUACCCAAGUGGUGGAGCCUACGUCAUAAUUUGUGGUAGUGGGGGCCUGUGUUCGUGCGGCCCCUAAUGUGAAAAAAAAAAAUGUAUGUAGAGUGUUGUUUUCUUCAACUGUGAGUAGGCUAUACUUACCUACACAAAAGAACUACCUGUGCUUGUUGAUUCUAGUUGCUGAUUCCUGUUGCACUUGUCAUUUGUAAUAUUUUUAUGGUCUUCUGUAUGCAAUUGAAGUAGGCGGCAGAUGGUUCUUCUAUGGGUUGAAUAUUUGUAUGCAUUGUAGAAAAUGAAUGUUUAUUUUUACUUUUAUUCGCCUUGUCAUAUCUUUUUUUUCUUUAGUGCAUGUUUAAAUUUCACAGUUGUUAUUAAAUUAUUUGUAA
Ilex paraguariensis (yerba mate) is the source of this 2105-nucleotide messenger RNA. NCBI's taxonomy places the organism in Eukaryota, Viridiplantae, Streptophyta, Magnoliopsida, Aquifoliales, Aquifoliaceae. The record is from the annotation of a GenBank genome assembly.